Mya arenaria is the source of this 2689-nucleotide messenger RNA. Its product is annotated as interferon-inducible GTPase 5-like. Bases 267 to 1298 code for a protein of 343 amino acids. The record is from RefSeq and is a predicted model, not a curated record. Gene Ontology annotation, molecular function: GTP binding; GTPase activity. Lineage: Eukaryota; Metazoa; Mollusca; Bivalvia; Myida; Myidae. Gene Ontology annotation, cellular component: membrane. The transcript has 3 exons.
AUGUUACCACUUCUUUUUACCAAAAUGUGACUCAAGACGGUCAUGCCCGUUUGACCACUGUGUCAAAUGUUGCAUUUAAUGCACGUUUCGUUGCGAGAAGUGCAUUACUACAUUACACCAAUGCACAAAUUUUGAAUGCUUGGACGGACAAAAUAAAAAUAAUAAAUGAAGGUUGUACUCUUUACAAAAGUCGAAUAACAGAGACGUGUGCAAAAUGCAAAAGUAACAUAACCUUCAUAUGGACCCAAACAUGCGAACAGAAAGAGAUGUGUAUUGUAAAUGUUGACAAGUUUGGUGAUGAAUAUGGUGUACAUUGUUCCAAAAAAGAAAACAUUCUGAAGAUUGUCAAAGAUUUCCUUCGCUUUAUCCCUACUCAAAACGAUUUGGAUAAAAUAUGGCGUAUCUGGGGGGAAAGAAAAUUCAAUAUAAUGACUUGUCAAGCUGUCAUCUCUGAAUACCUGAUAGUUACGGAAGAAUCAGAAUAUACACAAAAAGUGUUGUUCACACGUAUCAUAACUCUAAUUCUGUUUUCUAGUAGAUUUGUCGUCAAAUCUUCCAAAGAAGGAUGUUCAUUAAAAGAAUGGCAAGAUGUGUGCUUAACGAUUCCCUGUACCAUUCAAGCGGCGCUAUCAGUCGACGAAAUUGAAGAAACCUUGGCAAUAGCAGGCGAUUGUUUACAAAGUUUUGGAGAAGAAAUCACUGGAGAAAUAAAAAACUUGAGGAAAAUAACUGUCGAAUGUGGGGUUUUCCAAGAAAAUCAAUUAUAUAUUGGUUUGAUUGUAUCGGCAGGAGCCGGUAAGUCUUCCUUAAUGAAUAGUUUGCGAGGUAUCAAACCAGGCGAGAAAGGCGCAGCAAAACAAGGACAUAUAAACACUACAAGGAGAAAUCAUUUCUAUAAGUAUUCCGAAGACAUUGUUUUUGUCGACUUUCCAGGAAUCAAAAAUGUUUCAAGCAGUGACUUAAAGGAAAAUAGCUAUUUAAAAUACACUAUAAAGCUUAAAAGGUAUAUUUAUUAUUUCAUAAUCGUCUGUGGUGCUCGUGAAUUUCAUGUGGAGGCCGAAAUUGCAAAGAUUCUUGUACUGGAUGGAAAAUCAUUCAGAUUUGUUAGAACCAAAAUGGACCAAGAAAUCCUAAAUGGUGUCCGUGAUGGAUUUACUGCAGAACAAGUGAUUGAAGAUAUUCGGAAAGAGUGUCAGAAGGAACUGUGUGACGAAAAUCUUCCAAAGAUACAAGUACUCCUUGUUAGUAAUGUUGAACCAAACUCAUAUGACAUGCCAAGACUUAAGGAAUGUUUUUAACUCCUUAAUAUCAAGCAGAGACAAUUGCAUGCAGACGAACGAUUUUACCUUUUAAAGUUGAUAGAGUAUCUGGAAAGUAUCGCCAAUUGUCUAGAAGAAGCUGGAAAACCCUCAAAAAACGUCAAAAAGGUGACAACCCUUGUUUCAACUACAAUUGUGUCAUUGGGUGUCUUAUUUUUAGCAAGUCCUCAGACAUUUGGAGCAACACUCAUUCAGGCAGCAGUGUUAGGAGGAAUCGUCGUCGGAAUAAGGUCCUUGAGAAAUGUAAGAGCAAAAUAUAGCAAGCAAAACAAGCCAGAAUUCAUAUACAUCGACAGAAAAGGGCUAGGGUCUACACUCUCAGCUGGAUCAUUGCAAUCAUUCAUUCAAGCGAUAAACAACAUGGACCCAAACGCGUUCAAUAUCCUUUCAAAAGCCGGUAAAAGACUUAAAAUUGCAACAGGAGUAAUGUCUGUAAUCAUUGUCCCACUUGAGGCUGCCAUUGCUUUGAAAGAUUCGUGGGAUGUUCAUAAAGGAAACGUUUCAAAGAUCGCUGUAUCUAUCCGCGAAAUAGUCGAACAGAAAAAAGAGGAAAUAAAGAUGUUUAUUGACUGUCAUGUCUCAAACCAGUCCUCUGCACGAACCUACUAAAAAUGCCGAUUUUGUGUAUUUACUGUUUUUACCUUAUAUACAUUAAACUCGUUGUGGAUGAGUAUUCCGUCUCUGGCAAGACAUGUUGUAAAUGAUCGUGUUGGGGAGAUUUUCUGUGCUAUAUUUUUUUGAAACGUGAAACUUUGAUAAUUGUGUAAUUAUUGAUACAUGUUUUGACAAGUUUGCGAUAAUGGCCAUGCUACCUUGUGUAAUCCUCAAGCAGACUCGUCUUACAGUAACCGUUCCAAGGUGGUAAUUUGAUGGGUAUCUGGUCUGUUUGUGAUGUUUAUACGUGUCAUAGUUUUUGAACUUUCGAUGUUAUUAAGGAUCUUGCCUUGUGCUUCUACACAAGGUUUAUAGUUUAAUAUUUUAUUACUGGGCCUUUUCUUUUUCAUUGUAUUAUUUGUCUUUGUAUAUUUGAAUUAUUUCUAUACCUUACGUCUUUGCGCAAAUAUAAGGCACUUUUUAUCCGCUGAAGACACAAAUGUAUUAUUCUUUGUUAUUGUUAUAAAAAUGCAUACUUAGAGUGAUGUGUCAUACCAAUAAAGACGUACAUGUUUUAGUAAUGAAAUUAUUCCAAUACGGUAUACACAUUUUAUAUGAGACAUGUCUGAGAAUUUGUAGUAUAUAUUGAGCAUUUGUACUAAAUUGUACAACUCAGUGUGGCUGAAUUCUUUAUUGUAGAUCGAUUAAAAAUAUGCACAUUAAACAUCCGUUUGUCAAUCAUUUAGUCUCUUAGAAAAAAGCAAUAACCAAUUUAA